AUGCCUCAAGUACCCUUGUCUACCCCUGUGUAUGUCAACGAGCAGCUCUAUCAUGUCGCCCAGUAUUUGUACGCUACACGGCCCAGGACGUUGGCGGAUGACGUUCCAUCGGAAACCGUUUCAGACCUUGUUGCACGGUUGGUAGAGGUAGGUACCAAUGAUGCGGAGGCCACUUCGGGUAUCGCUAUGACAGCAGACUACCUUGCGUGGGCUCAUCAUUCGCCGGUGCCGCCGCUUCGUACGCGAGACGACGUGGCACGCGUCAUGAAUCAGCUUGUGGCAUGGAAAUAUUUGCAUGCAUUAGAUGGCACCUCGUCCACCUUCGACGUACAUGAUUGGCCUUGGACAGCGCUGCGCCUCCAAUGGACCCGCGAUCCCCGCUGCGCUGGUAUUGCGCCGCAUCUGGACAUCUUAGACAUCGAUGCGAUUCAGGACUAUGCACAUACCUCGCUGCAUGUCACAGCGCCUGUAUACGAGAUACUAUCCAAGUGUCUUUACGCGUGGCUUCUUCGCGUUAUGUACGAACUAACGAUCGUCGCUGAGCGUGCGAAGCUCAAACACCCUAUGGACAAACACACCGUAUGGACCACUGUAGCCCGGCUGGGAUACGUAUACCCUGAGUACCAUACGACAGAGGAGCCUCCGAGUGAGGAGAUCGCAUCGCAGGACAACACAGAUGGAGCACCACCUACCGUUCAUGGCUGGAAUGCCGAUAUGCUGCAUGCCAUUGCCGAUGUGGCAACACAUUGUGAUGCGCCUGUGGCUUGGACCCAAUCCAUACCACAAAAUGUACCGGGUCUUGCCACUACGUCGUCUCUUCGUGUGCCGGACGAUUGGGAUGCAUCCAGCAGCGACUCGGACAGCGAAUCUGUAUCGUCCUCUCCAUCGACAGAGAUGGCAAGUAGCGCAAGUGCGCUCUCCGAUACGUCGUAUGCCACGGAUACGCUGGUGGACGAUGACACGCCCUAUGAACACAUCGACCCCAACGAUGUAAUUGUACCGUGGGAGCGAACGGCCGGGCCAAUACCUUCGCCAGCAUCGAUGGAGAACGUGACCAGUGAGUUUGUCGACGAGUGUAUCGAUGUCGAACUAGAUACCCAUGUGAAUGCUAUGGAUGAGAAAGCAGAUCAAGCGUACGAAGAGCGUAUCUUCACCCAGUGGUUCGCCCUUAGUCCUGCAGGUACGACGGAAUGA
Messenger RNA from Malassezia pachydermatis, 1194 nucleotides. RefSeq lists its product as hypothetical. The transcript has a single exon. Bases 1 to 1194 code for a protein of 397 amino acids. The record is from RefSeq and is a predicted model, not a curated record. NCBI's taxonomy places the organism in Eukaryota, Fungi, Basidiomycota, Malasseziomycetes, Malasseziales, Malasseziaceae.